AUGGCAACGCCUUCUGCUUUCCGGCCUCGUGCAUAUGCCUUCCACCACUGUAUCCCUCUCGUCGCCAACGACAGUCGCAGCGGCAUGGAGGCAAAGCCCUCCCACUGCCAGAGCAUUCCCAUUGCCGCUCGUAUCAUGCAUGUUCUGCCAAGCGCACAAGGCCUAGGCCCGGCGGUCCAUAAAACCGUCACCUUUACCAUGCUUUACCGCACAGGAGGGGCACAAGCAAACGUAUCCAAGCCUGCAUUUGUUCUCCGAAACCGACAACGACGACAAAAUGACACAGCCAGAACCCAACGCUCGGCAAUCAACUUGGAUGUUUUUGGUAUACAUCCUCGUCUUCUGCUUCUUAUCAGCCUAAAUUGGCUGCCGUACGUUGCAUCUACAUGGUCCGAUCAGCUCUUUGAGAAACAAAUAAGCUCCGUUGCGUUCAAGACGAUAGUACUACUGUGUAUCGACGACCUUCAAGAAUCGUUAGUUUUGUUCCUCCAACCGCUCUUCGACAACGUUGCCUUCGAUGUCCUAUCUGGCGAAGAUGAUACCAAAUCCAGACGCCUGAUUAUGAAGGCCGAUUCGUUCACCACCGUCGUCCGGGUGUGCACCAUCAAACUUCCGUCGGUCGCCGUCACGUUGGUUCUGAUCCUCCCGAAAACGAUGGUAUCGAUGUUCGUCUGUAUUCUUGCCCCUGUGAUCUGGUAUUCGGUCUUCCUCCGCGCAGCAAAGACGGUACAGGACGAGAAAUUGGACAGGGAUGACGCGCUCUCGGAAAAGGAGCCCGAGGCGGAAGAGUACCAGGGAAGAUACUUGCGGUCGCUCUCUUGCUUACUCAUCAGGCUCCUCUCUUGGAGUGUGACCCGCAACGGCUGUCUCUUCCUCUUCGCGUUCUUCAGCCCUGGGCUCGACCCCACUCUGAUGACACGAUGUGUCCACCAGGUCGCAGCCCUCGAAACGGUGAUGUUGAAAUUUGUACAGAGCUACCAACGAGCGCGGAACAUCGUCCAAGUCUUGUUCAAGAACAAGCUUCCAAACCAGAGCAAUGUGGCGGCUGUCAUAGACAGGCUGAGGGCCGGGAGCAAUCGAUCUUGUGUGUGUCGUACUGCCGUGGACACUUGUUGCAUUGGGAGGCUAUAUGAUACAGCUCAGAAGAGUUUCAGGGCCGGCCCAUUACUCCCCGUCGCGCACGGGUACUGUCAUAAUAGUCGGACUACGUUGAGUUACAGGGAGGUGGGAACAUGGGUCACUGAGAAGUUACGAUGGAGUUUCGAGACGAUAGGCAGAUGUUCGCAACGUCCGGGCUUAAUUGCCGCCGUCCAGGAAUACAGACCAUUGUUGGCCGCGAACAUGCCUCGGUGCGCCUGCACGGAGGUGUGAAGGUGGCCCGCAACGUCAUGGGUUCUUUGCAUGUCAUUACGUCAAUUUACCGC
Molecule: messenger RNA, 1424 nt
Organism: Colletotrichum destructivum
Lineage: Eukaryota; Fungi; Ascomycota; Sordariomycetes; Glomerellales; Glomerellaceae
Exons: 3
Coding region: 1-1371 (456 amino acids)
Source: RefSeq, a predicted model, not a curated record